This is a messenger RNA of Xenopus tropicalis (tropical clawed frog), 2385 nucleotides long. RefSeq names its product sterile alpha motif domain-containing protein 12. Lineage: Eukaryota; Metazoa; Chordata; Amphibia; Anura; Pipidae. The record is from RefSeq and is a predicted model, not a curated record. The transcript has 6 exons. Bases 844 to 1158 code for a protein of 104 amino acids.
CUGAGGGAAGGGGAGGGAAAGCAGCAAAGUGUUGCACCUCUGCUGGGAACUCAGAGGAGAAUAACAGUGUGGGACUUCUACGUACAACUGAGAGGGACAAGAACAGUUUGGGGGCUCCCAGAGAAGAAGACAGAAGGUGAGAAUAAGGUGAUGCCCCAGGGCAGAGACGGGAAAGACCAUUGUGGCACUGUGAAAGCUCAAGUCGAAGGCAGAGAAGGACAUAAACAAGGUGGGACCUUCAGCUGAAGGCAAAGAAGGACAUAAACAAGGUGAGACCUUCAGCUGAAGGCAAAGAAGGACAUAAACAAGGUGGGACCUUCAGCUGAAGGCAAAGAAGGACAUAAACAAGGUGAGACCUUCAGCUGAAGGCAAAGAAGGACAUAAACAAGGUGGGACCUACAGUCGAGGCAGAGAAGAACAAGGUGGGACCUACAGUCAAGGCAGAGAAGAACAAGAACAAGGUGGGACAUACAGUCGAGGCAGAGAAGGACAAGAACAAGGUGGGACCUUCAGCUGAAGGCAAAGAAGGACAUAAACAAGGGGGGACCUACAGUCAAGGAGGAGAAGGACAAGAACAAGGUGGGAACUACAGUCAAGCAGAGAAGGACAAGAACAAGGUGGUACCUUCAGCUGAAGGCAAAGUGGAACAAGAACAAGGUGGGACCUUCAGCUGAAGGCAAAGUGGGACAAGAACAAGGUGGGACCUACAGUGAAGGCAGAGAAGGACAACAACAAGGGGGGACCCCCUGGUGAAGAACAGAGACACUGUGGGGCCGCCAUGAUGAGAGACUGCUCAGGAAGCAGAGACAUCUGAGGGAACCAAAGUGACUCCCCAACCGACCAAUGGCUGAGGCUUCCCAGCCUGUAGGGGACGAGGAGGUUUGGGAGAAGCCGGUGAGCGAGUGGACAGUACAGGACGUGUGUCUGUGGCUCCAGUAUGGACCCUUACAAGAUGGCGCGGGCCUGGUACAGGCUGCCUAUACUCACAGUAUCUCAGGUCGGGCUCUGCUGAGACUGACGGACAGUUUGCUGAAGAGGAUGGGGAUUUACCAGGAGAAGCUCCGGAGACUAAUUCUUGUGGAAGUUCUAGAAUUGCGACUACAGCAAGAGCUGCACCAACUACUGCACAUCACUGAUGGAUUCGGUGACCAACGGUAGGAAAAUUCCAUUCGGGCUGGGUGAGGGGCCCCCACAACUGCUCAUUAGCCCCGUGUUGGGGAGGGGUGCCGGCGCCAUCUGGCCAACUGGAAUAGAGAAAGAGCCCAAUGUCAGGCCACCAAAAUCAGAAAAAAGUACCAUAAAAUGGCCAAUAGCAUUGAGAAAUGGACACCUGCCAUUAUUCCCUGGGGUGAAUGAUCCAUGGACCAAGUAAGGGCCACACAGACCGAGUAAGGGGCACAUGGAUCAAGUAACGGGCACAUGGACCGAGUAAGGGCCAAAUGGACCGAGUAUGGGCUACAUGGACCGAGUAAGGGCCAAAUGGACCGAGUAAGGGCCACAAGGAUCGAGUAAGGGCCCACACGUAACAGGCACAUGGAUCGAGUAACGGGCACAUGGAUCGAGUAACGGGCACAUGGAUCGAGUAACGGGCACAUGGAUCGAGUAACGGGCACAUGGAUCGAGUAACGGGCACAUGCAUCGAGUAACGGGCACAUGGAUCGAGUAACGGGCACAUGGAUCGAGUAAGGGCCACAUGGACCGAGUAAGGGCCACAUGGACCGAGUAAGGGCCACAUGGACCGAGUAAGGGCCACAUGGACCGAGUAAGGGCCACAUGGAUCGAGUAAGGGCCACAUGGACCGAGUAAGGGCCACAUGGACCGAGUAACGGGCACAUGGACCGAGUAACGGGCACAUGGACCGAGUAAGGGCCGCAUGGACCGAGUAAGGGCCGCAUGGAUCGAGUAAGGGCCGCAUGGAUCGAGUAAGGGCCGCAUGGAUCGAGUAAGGGCCGCAUGGAUCGAGUAAGGGCCGCAUGGAUCGAGUAAGGGCCGCAUGGAUCGAGUAAGGGCCGCAUGGAUCGAGUAAGGGCCGCAUGGGCCGAGUAAGGGCCGCAUGGACCGAGUAAGGGCCGCAUGGAUCGAGUAAGGGCCGCAUGGAUCGAGUAAGGGCCGCAUGGAUCGAGUAAGGGCCGCAUGGAUCGAGUAAGGGCCGCAUGGACCGAGUAAGGGCCGCAUGGAACAUUCCGCCAAUUCCAUUCAUACAGGAUAACCCUGGGGAGGGAUGGGGCGCUGUACGGGUGGCACCAUGGGACAAACUACUGAGCUGACUCGGCUACAGGGGGAAUUGACUUUCAUCUUGUGAAACAGUCUCUGUGCUGCGCUGCGGAACCUGUCGGUGCCAUAUAGUUACUGGGUGUAAUAAACUAAUGGGAUGAGUUAUUGUUA